This is a messenger RNA of Olea europaea var. sylvestris, 1281 nucleotides long. RefSeq names its product pre-mRNA cleavage factor Im 25 kDa subunit 2. NCBI's taxonomy places the organism in Eukaryota, Viridiplantae, Streptophyta, Magnoliopsida, Lamiales, Oleaceae. Bases 83 to 685 code for a protein of 200 amino acids. Gene Ontology annotation, molecular function: mRNA binding. The transcript has 7 exons. Gene Ontology annotation, cellular component: mRNA cleavage factor complex. The record is from RefSeq and is a predicted model, not a curated record.
GUUCGAAAUGUGUUAAAGCCCUCUUCUGUAUUGCCUCUUUCCUUUCCCGCUUUGCCAGUUGAAAAAUUACAGAGAAGCGAAAAUGGUGUCGUCAGCAGUGGUGAAUACGUAUCCACUGUCAAGCUACACUUUCGGAGCCAAAGAGCCCAAAAUGGAGAAAGACACCUCCGUCGCCGAUCGCCUUGCCCGCAUGAAAGUCAAUUACAUGAAGGAGGGGAUGAGGACCAGCGUCGAAGGCGUUUUGUUGGUACAAGAGCAUAAUCAUCCACAUAUUCUUCUUUUGCAAAUUGGAAAUACUUUCUGUAAACUCCCAGGUGGCCGACUGAAGCCGGGAGAGAAUGAAAUUGAGGGCUUGAAACGGAAACUUUCUAGCAAACUUGCUGCGAAUUCACCUGGUCUUGAGCCAGAUUGGCAGAUAGGUGAAUGUGUGGCAACAUGGUGGAGACCAAAUUUCGAAACCAUAAUGUAUCCUUACUGCCCUCCACAUAUAACAAAACCGAAGGAGUGCAAGAAGCUUUUCAUUGUUCAUCUGUCAGAGAAAGAGUACUUUGCUGUUCCAAAGAACUUGAAACUUCUUGCUGUUCCGUUGUUUGAACUCUAUGACAAUGUUCAGAGAUACGGACCUGUUAUUUCCACCAUUCCGCAGCAACUAUCCCGUUUCCAGUUCAACAUGAUCCAGUCAUAGAUUCUUCCUGGAAACUCAUAUGAAGGUAGAAUGCACCCGGAGAAUUCAAAUCAGCAACUGUGCAAGGCCCUACUUUUGUGGUCAACUGAGCAAAUCCAUAACCAUAAUCAUGCUCUCUCUUCUAGAAUAGACAACUUCAAAUUACUGGUUUUAUUUCUUUUAAUGUUUGAUUUCAGAUUUUCAUCAACGAGCCUGGAUUUUUUCCGCAGCAUUGGUUCAUGGAAGAUGUCUUAAUGAUAAUCUCACAUUACACGAUGAAGUCUUUUCUUGUUUCGAAAACUUGUUGACCUGCUCUUAUGGCUUGGAAACACUGUUGAGCAUUUUGGUUGACACAAAUUUGAUUUGAUGUUUAGAUUGUUGUAGGGAAAUUCAGUGUAAGAAUUGUUGAGUGUUCUCUUGGCAUGUCUGUUAGGUUAAAUUAGAUUCUAGUUUUGCGUGCCAAAUAUGCCUUGUUGGCACAGGGACAGGGCUGCAUUGUUUCUGGGUUUAUUAAUUUUGUCCCUGCAAACGUGUUCUGGCCAGAUGUAACUCAGACUUAACGCAUUUGACAAUUUCAAUUUGAGUUAAUUAAAUGAUUGAUCACCAACAUUUAUACA